Messenger RNA from Pocillopora meandrina, 5057 nucleotides. Lineage: Eukaryota; Metazoa; Cnidaria; Anthozoa; Scleractinia; Pocilloporidae. The record is from the annotation of a GenBank genome assembly.
AUCUGUACUUUAUCCAAGAAGUUUGCAAAGAAAGAUCCCACUCACUUUGACAUAUUUGUUAUUAUUUUGAUGUCUGUUUCUGGAAGGUGCAGUGGAAUAUCUCGUGCUGAUGGUAGAAACGCGAGCCUUGAACAUAUCAUGGUGGAGUUCACAGCAUCAAAGUGUCCCUCCCUCCGGGGUAAACCCCGGCUUUUUUUCCUUCAGCAUUUCAAAGGGACAUCUUGGGUCAACGAUGAGUGCUCAGUCUUCGCAAGCAGAAGCUUUACAGAAAAGGAUACCGUGAGGUUGCUUUGCAUUUUCACCAGUGAGAAAGACAGCUGCCCCGAAGAAGCCGACUUUCUGUGUAUUUGUGUGACUUCUACAUAUCCAGCUGAUCAACCCAACAGAGAACCAGGGUCUUUUUUUAUCCAGCUGAAGGAUCAGUCAUCAUUUCAUCAUCGCCGGGGGGGAGGGGCGCUGGAGGAUUUUGGGGGGGAAUCACGAUGUUUUCAGGGGAGAAAAGAUGGAAGUCAGUCGUCGCUAACAGAACAUCAUGAAAGACUUUUGAAAAUUGACUGCAAAUGAGGGGGAAUCAUUAGAAUGCUACGGGGCCACAGGGGGAUCAGAUAAGUUUUACAAUGACACAACCAAAAUCCUCCGGCGAUGGAUAAUGACGGGUCGCAAAGCGUACGAAUCAAGGAAGUAAACGAGGCUUGAAUUAAUAUUCACCAGAACCAGUCGAGCAAAACUGAUAUCUACUGCAUCUCAGAUCAACGAAAACUUCAGGCAUUAUGCAGCUUAUUAGUAUCGAUGAAAAUGUAAUAUUUAAAUGGAGGUUAAUUUUCUUGCCAACUUUAAAAUGUCAGAGUAGGGAACUCAGAGGUAGAGUGACGGUAGGGGAAGGAAAUUGUGACAAAACUGCACGAUGCACUUCAAGUGUUGGAUAAGCUCGGAACGAACAGAAGAAGCCGGGCCUUGCUCAGAAAGCGUGAAAGAGGGCUGACGUACCAAAAUGGGUAAUUUUUUCGUGGAUUACCAUAUAUAUACUCUUUAUGUGAAUUAUUGAAUCAAGGGAGCGGACCAGUUACUUUUGCUUUGCUCGUUCAACAGAUCUUGGACCAGGUCAUAAGAAGUUCCUUUCAUCUGUACCAUCUGCUUGACAUGUUGACGAUGGUAAACAAAAAAAUGAAGGAUAAACAGAGUGAACAACCAAGCAUUAAAAUGCCAUAUCGGAACCACACACUCAGAGCAAGAGUGUAUUUAGGGUAAGAAAAUUAAUGAAGUAAUGCGCCGAUCAAUUUGAAGCAUCAACCCUUUCCCCCCCCCCCCGGACUGGCUGAAGUUUUGAAGACUUCAAGGACUAACGUCAUCAUAAGAGUCUGUCAGUGGAGUGUCAUAGGUCUCGUUCUUGGAGACUGCUGGUCAGUUUGAAUGUUAAAGGUUUUCAAACCGAGAAAUGCAUACUGCAAAAUGUAUUGAUCCUGGUGACGAUACGGGAAGAACACAAGUUUUAGAUGAGCUUCCUCCCCAACUAACAUGCCUUGGAUAUUGGUAAGCCUCUAGGGGGGGAUUCUCGUUCUCUCUAUAGUGAAAUAAACGCAGCAGCUAAAGCUACACGCAAUGACCGUACGAUAUUACUUUCCGUCCUGGAAAAUUGGAACAAGUGGUCGCUGGUGAGAACAGGAGACACUUAGUAACUAGAUCUGUGUUUUUCAGGUUUUGCCGUGCAUCAAACAUAUUCCUUUUAAAAUUGAUUGGGAUACUAAAAUAAUUUAAGUGGAUAUGCAAUUCUGCCUAAAAAUGGAUGCUUUUUUUUUCUUUAGGUUCAACAGCGCCUUUAGCCCCUAUCACUCCAGGUAUGACUGUUUGGAUUCAGUCUCUUACUCCAUUCACACCAGGAAAAAAAUACUUAGUUUAACCGGGUUUAACUGACGGAAAAUCAGAAACAGAGAACAGAAUCAAAGUGCUCUGUGAGCAAACUCGUGAAUUGAUACAUGAUUUUUUAGAUUAUGUUUAAUGUUAUCUGGUUUAGGGAAUUUUGUGGUUGAUUGUCAUAUCUAGAGUACGAGCAGUAGUUCAGUGUUCGCUAAUGUAGCAAAGAAACAAAGUAACGUUGGGAUAAGAAGGCAUUAGAAUUGAAAUGAUCAUGCUAUUACAUUUGGUAAGGUGGAUGAUGUCGUGUUUUAAACGUCUAUCAUUUUUGUUUCUGGUUCAAAAGAAAAGGUUGGAGGUAAAUGUGGGUGAAAAGUGAAAUUUACUGUCUUUCGUUGUAAAUAUUAGAAAAUCAAGGCAAUACUGUAUUAAUGAAAACAUUAACGAUUCCCUCUUUAUCAAACGAGACAAACGGGAACGAGUUUUGAGUGAUAUAACUAAGCCAAGCCUGCCACCGUCAUUUUGGAUCUCCGCCUGGGUACCGGUAGAUUUAAGUCACGUGCUAGGCAACGUAUAAUCAAUAACAAGAUCGAAUUUCAUUUCAGGCCUAUUUAUCAAUUUUUUGGUGUGUAACUUUCGCAUUUUAGUACGUUGUAUGUAUGUUGAAUCUUCAAAUUGUCUUGAAACCUAAAAGAAAAUUGUUCUUUAAAAAUUCACUGAAAAUCGGUAGCUAAAAUUGUUUGUUUAGGUGUUAUUUAAUUUCCGUGUUAACUUGUUAUUUCGUCAGUCGCCGGCAUCUUUUGUUGCUUCACACAGGAAAAACACACGCGACGAAACGUAAUGAUCGAUUUUGUCCGCAAUCUCACGCCAUGACAGAAAAAGCUUUUGAACAUUUGUAAACUCCGAGCGCUUCGCAGUAAGUGAUAUUUUCAAUGAAUCUUCGGAUUGUUUUCAAGUUCAAGGAUUGUAAAUUACAAUUUUAUGAAAAACAAAGGUUGUUCUGUUAUUUCAAUGUGAAUCCUUGCAUGCCUGCCAGUCGCUGGCGCCGCUUGUUGAAACUAAAACGAAAAAAAAAACACCCUUUUAAGAUUAUCAUUGGCUUCUUUAUCACCCCACCACUAUUCUUAGCAACAAAAGUCACCAUUUCGUCUGUUCAUUGCUCGCCAAAAACUAUCAAAUGCACUCAAAAGCCUAAAAUCGAAAAAAAGUUUACAGGAAUCGACCAAUCGAGCGAGCGAGCGAAUGCCACUUCCCACAUCGUAUCUAUAAAUCGCUCUUGCGCAUGCGCGCAAUUCACGAGUUAAAAAGUGAAUUUUCCAUAGGAUUCAAGUAAUCGCGUACUUGUAUUUUCAAUGUGCAACAUUUGAAGUCGACAGCUUCUACGAGGAAAAAACAAUUUAAACCGUGUUGAACAAAACAGCCCUAAAACAUGUGUAAGCUUUGGUGUGAAUGGUGUAUAUGUCAUUAGUUAACUAUCCACUGGAUCGUAAAAUACUAUAUACCGUAAAAUACUAUAUGCCAUUUCGCCUUUUGAAAAUUAUAAUGGUUAAGAUUAAAAAAACAAAAGGGGCCCUGAACCCUCAGGGUGAUUGGCUCCUAAUUUUUCCUAACAGAAUAUUAAUCAUCCUUAAAUCAAAAAUUAAGAUCACGAGAAAAAGGAAAUGAUCACCAAUUUAGGAAGCUCCUGAUUGUCAAAUAGAUUAUUCUUGCCAGUACCAGAGGAAAUGAGAAGAGAACAGUGUGCAGAAUAUGAAUACCAAUGUGAGAGUGUAAAGGGUUAAAAACCACUCAUAUCAAGCAUUUUGUUCUUGACACAAUUGAUUAAUGAAAUUUCUUUGAUUGGCUUUUAAACUGAAACUUAAAUUUUUUUAGCUUUGGCUCAGCAAGUGAGCUAUGAAAUGAACAAGGAUCCUCGAGGAUUGUGCGUCAUCGUGAAUAACGUCAACUUCCAGAACAGGGACCUGAACCGACCAGGAGCCGUCGAAGACGAACGUAGCCUCCAACUUCUGUUCAGGACGCUCUUCUUUGAAGUGAUUAUCCGGAGAGAUUUGACGAGCCACGAGUUGGAGAAAGUGGCACAGAAGUUUGGAGCUGCAAAUCACAAAGCGUAUAGCGUGUUUGUGUUCAUCGUCAUGUCGCAUGGAGGAGAUCGCGAUUGCAUCUUGGGCGUCGACGGAAGGGAGACAACCGUCAAGAAUUUGAUGUGCGCUGAUAAUUCAACUUCCUCACCUGUUAAUGAUAUCAAUUUACAACAGAAGGUCGCGACCACGUCACAGGCACAGAUAAGCUCCCAGCCAUGUGAUACUGCAUUCGUUACUGACUGCACCCUCCCGCGGAGCGUGUUUCCACCGGAAGCCGACUUUGUCCUGGCCUUUGCCACUGCGCCGGGUUACGUAUCAUAUCGAGAUCCGGAUAAUGGCACCUGGUUUAUACAGGUAAGAAAUUGAAAAAACUAAAGCAACAUGCUUUGUUCGAUUUAUGUGCUAACAGCGUUAAUUGACAAUACUUAAUUACCCUGUUAUGCUCUCACCGACGCAGCUCCACAGUUUUUUUAGAAACUUAUCCCCUUUACUAACUAGUCUCCUACUGUCGAGCACGAGCUCCACUUGAAAUUUGGCGGUCGUUUAUAGAGUUAAGAGUGUUUGAAGUAAUCGUAAUCUCCUAAGAGAGAAGUAUUAGAAAAAGAACUAGAAAUGGAUAACUCGCUAAAAUGGCCUCGUUUCAACAAAGUAGGCGGUCAGACAACAAGCGAUGCUCUGUGAAAGUGAGGCGAGGCGUAAAUAUUCUCAUACAAACUCUUAUAUUUUUGCCUUGACGCUUACCAUGCAAGACUAUCAUCUCAGAGCUGGAGCUUGGGCCGCCUGUGGGCUGACUCGAUUAAGGGUCAUUUUAAAGGUCAUUUCAAUUUCCACAUAAAGUAUCCUUUUGCUAACCUAGCUUGGCCUGCGUUAUAAUUUUCAUCUCAAGCUUCUAAGUCUUUUGGCUCAUUUUGUCCGAAAACGGUUCUUCCGCCUGGAUGGUGAUGUUCCUCAUUUUUUUGUACUUGAUUAUUGCAAUAGGCUUUAGUCGAAGUGAUCAGCAAAUAUCAUCAUCAUCAUCACUUCCUUGAGAUCUUGACAGAAGUCACUAGACUGGUAGUGGAGCGUGUUAACUCUGUCCAGGUUCCUGCCCCAAUGGAUACCUUGACUAAAUUUCUGUACUUGUGA